This is a messenger RNA of Strongylus vulgaris, 336 nucleotides long. The record is from the annotation of a GenBank genome assembly. NCBI's taxonomy places the organism in Eukaryota, Metazoa, Nematoda, Chromadorea, Rhabditida, Strongylidae.
AUGUACUACAGGAAUGGGACAAUGUAUUACGAAAACGGGCCAAUGUACUACGGCAAUGGAACGGAAUAUGGCGGAUACGGGCCAACGUUUUAUAGAAAUGGACUAGUGUACUAUGGUAAUGGGACACAGCAUAGCGGCUCCAAGCGAAUAUAUUACAAAAAUGGAACAGAAUACUACGAAUACGAACCAAUGUACUAUAGGAAUGGAACGAAGUACUACAAAAACAGGUCACCUUACUAUGAAAAUGACACGGAGAUGAAAGAGUUUUCGUCAAGCAAGGAAAAGACACUUAUGUUCCCGUUUCAAAAACCGCAGGUAGUUUCAUUGCUAGAUUAA